Molecule: messenger RNA, 1357 nt
Organism: Mercenaria mercenaria
Lineage: Eukaryota; Metazoa; Mollusca; Bivalvia; Venerida; Veneridae
Product: amidase-like
Exons: 11
Coding region: 3-1274 (423 amino acids)
Molecular function (GO): catalytic activity
Source: RefSeq, a predicted model, not a curated record
UCAUGGCGGAAAACCAGGAAAAGGUUGAUGUGUACAAGGUUCCGACGAUACAUGAACCAAGUGUUAAAGACCUAGCAAGCAUAGCGCAAAAUAAUGGUCUACAUUUUAGAGACGGAGAACUAGAGGAGCUACAAGGAUAUAUAUCACAGACACUGGUUAGACGAUACCAAACAGUGAACGACCUUAUUGCACCUACACUUCCCGUCAGAUAUCCCAGAACUCCUGGGUACAGACCGGAACCGGAAGACAACCUCUGCAACGCUUGGUAUUGGAAAUGUGACAUAAAAGGUGCCGCUGAAGGUAUUCUGAAAGGUAAAACUGUAGGAGUUAAGGACAACAAAUGUGUUGCUGGAGUGCCUAUGAUGAAUGGAUCAAGGGUCAUGGAAGGUUUUGUUCCCGAUAUAGAUGCUACUGUGAUAACAAAAGUCUUGGAUGCAGGAGGACGUAUUAUUGGAAAAACUAACUGUGAACAUUUAUGUUAUGGCGGUACUAGCUGGACUAAUGAUACUGGCCCAGCUUUAAAUCCCCAUGAUAAAUUCAGAGUUUCUGGAGGCUCGAGUUCAGGAUGUGCAGUGGCGGUCUGCAACGGCGAAGUGCACGUAGCCAUCGGUGCGGACCAAGGAGGAUCCAUUCGAAGUCCGGCAUCAUGGUGUGGUGUAGUUGGACUUAAACCCACUUGGGGGCUUGUACCUUACACUGGAGCUGUUGCUAUGGAAAUAACAAUUGACCAUUUCGGUCCGAUGGCGAGAAAUGCGUAUGACUGUGCACUUUUACUGGAGGUAAUGGCCGGUUACGACGAUGGGCUAGACCCGCGACAGCCGCGUGACUUACAGGUGCCCGAAUACACAGACUAUCUGGAUGGAAACAUAGAAGGUUGGAAAAUAGGCUUAUUAUCCGAGGGAUUCACCGGAUGUGACGAUGACGUACAGGCUGUUGUCCGAGGCGCAGCAGAAACCCUCGGGAAGGCGGGCGCAGUUGUCGAGGAUGUCUCCAUACCCUUGCAUACUCAUGGUAUAGCAAUUUGGCAACCGAUAAUGACGAAUGGAGCUUAUAGGUGUAUGUUUACAGGAAACGGCGUCGGUCAUCAUUACAAAGGGUACUAUGCGGAAUCUAUGAUGACAAAAUUGUCACAAGGAUAUAAAAUGGACGCGAGACAUUUGUCAGAACCUGUGAAGUCGGCUGUUCUUUUUGCAGAAUACAUCGAAAAGAACUAUGGCAACAGGUUUUAUGGACGAGCACAAAAACUUGAAUAUGAAACUAACGCAAGCUUAUGACGACGCUCUGUCAACUUAUGACGUCAUAGUGAUGCCGACGCUGCCUUUUACGUCACCUUUACUGCCUUCAAGCAAAUCUUCUA